AACAUCUCUAAGAUUUUAGCUAAUUAAAGAAUGUUAAAAUGUUUAGCAAAAAUACAAAAUUUAAAAAAGAUACAAAAAAACUUCAAGAUGCAAAAGUUCAAUUUGUUAAAGCUGAAAGUCAGCUAAAAUUUUCCGAGAAUUUAAUUAAUAAAAAUGUAAGCUCAUUGUGGAAGCAAAGUGUCAAUAAAUUGGAAGUUAAACGAAUUGUGGAAUCUUUGGAAGCGUCAAUUAAAAAAGAAGAAUUGGUGGAGUUGAAAAAUGUGUCAAUAGUAAAAUGUCUCCUUGAUGAAAGUUUAAGUGAUGAGAAACCUGAAAUUUUGCAUAAAAUAAGUGAAAAAUGGUUUAAUCGAGCAACUAUUGUUAUAUUUUCUUUGAAAGGAGAGCAAGUCUUCAUUUAUUGGAAGACUAAAGAGCUGCGUAACUUUUUAACAUUCAAGGAUUACAAUGAUGAAUCUUUAAACUUUGAUGAGGAUUUAAGAAAAUUCAUUUUAGAAUUUUUGAUAGUUUCAUUGGAUAAUGGACAUUCAGGCCUGAAUCGUUGUUGUACUUUAAGCUACUAUAGAAAUCAAAUUGAACUUCAUUUCUUGGCUGAUUCACGUGACUACAACCUUCUAUUUAUUGCUUCUGAGCAAGGAUAUGCAUCCGUAGUUAAUAGUUUACUCGAAUUAGGAUUAUCAUCGGAAAUUCCCGAUGUUGAUGUCAAUCCACAAACUUUAGCAUGGAAUAACCGACAUUUUGAUGUUCUUUUGAUUUUGCUUCACGCCAAUUUGACAUAUCCGAGCUCAUUUAAUGUAGAAAAUUGCUCAAAAGAAAUAAAGGAUUUUGUAGAAAUAUCCAAUGAUCUUCAUGAAAGCAUUAUAGAACAAGACGAAGAAAGAAUUAAUGAAAUUAUUCAAAAUUAUCCAAAUCUUCGAUAUUUUUACAACACAAAUAAUGAAUCUGCUACAAAAAUUGCACUGGUCAAUAACCUUAUCGAUAUUUAUGUCAUUUUAAUCACAAAUAAGAUCUUUCUUGGCUCACAUGAAAACACUGAAGAAGUAAUGAAAAAUAUAGAUUAUGAAGACCGUCGAAAAAUCCGUGAAAUACAUUUCAAGGAGCUUCAAGACCUCCCAGAAAAGCACAUCAAUAUACUGGUUGCCCAUUCUUUUGUUGGCCACGACAGCCAUGAUGUCAAAAAGAAGCUCAAUCUUGUCAUCAAUGCUUUCAGAGUUCUGAAUAUGAUCGCUGGAAUUAAAGAAGUUCUAAUGGUCACAGCAGCAUCAAAAAAGUUUUGCAUCAUCUUCGAUUUUAACCGAGAUUCUGUUCAAUUAAUGGAUCCCACAGUUGAUUCUUCAACUGCAGGUCUAUUUUACUUAUCUGGCAGAAUUUAUAUUGGAGCAAAGCAACUUCUUGACUCAAAAACAGAAGCUUUCACAUUUGCUACUUUAGCUCAUGAACUUUCUCACUAUGCGAUGUACUUAACUUAUCAUAAUGAUGCAAAUCCUUAUAAGAAAAAUGACAACAAAACUAUGAAUGAAGUUGAGAAAAUUUCUAUUUUAUGUGAAGAACAGAAAGAAAAGGAAGAUGUGAUUUUAAUGGUUUAUAGUCUAUACUCAAAAGAACAACAGCAUGCUGAACUUAUUGUCCGAAUCCCACACUUAAUAGCACUUUACUAUGAUAAUCAUGAAAAAAUUAAUUCAUUAAGAUUAAUUUAUGAAAAAUUGUUUAAUUUAUAUGAGAAAAAGAUAGUCCCGGAAAUGAUUGAAUCAAUUCCAGAAAUUGAAUCAAAAAUUGAAAAAGAAAUUGAAAAGAAAGAUCAAAAAAUUUCAAAACUGAAGCGAUUCUUCAUUUGUUUCGUAGUUUUUGGAGCUUUAGUAGCUUGCCUUUUGGGAUUAAUUGCUUAUUCUUUAUACACUCCUAAUAAAAAAUUUAAUGAACUUUCAAUAUUCGACCAAGUUUUAGUCAAAAACUCAAUGGUUGAUUACAAUAAUGUAAUAAUUAAAUUCAGCGACAUAUUUAGUGAUGAAAAUGCAUACACAAGUUUAACAUCCGCUCAUAUUGGGCAAAUGAUUAAAGGCCAAACUUUAAAUUUGAGUGAUCCACAUUUAUUUUAUUUAAAUUCAUUUAUGAAAUUUAAGUGGGAAAACUUAGCGCAAAAAUUAAAACAAAAGCUUUUGAUUUCUAAUGUAACAUUUCAAAAUGAAGUUAUAAUGCUGAAUCAAUUAAAUCGAGAAGCUCCUGAGGUUUUUAAGUGUCUCAAUUCCACACAGAUCAAAAAUAUUCUCAAUGGAAAUGAGUUUUUAAUCGGAAAAUUUGUUAAAAAUGAAACAAAAUUUUAUGUUGAAAGAAAAUUUAUUUAUGAGGAUAUGGAAGUAAUUUAUUCAAAUUACAGUGCAAAAAAUAGCAACUUAUCAUUUAAAUUAUUCAUGAAUAACUUUUUAAAUAGAUCUGUUAAGAGCAUUGUUCAAGAUAUUGAAAAUUAUAAAAAAAUUUCAACCGUAAUCGACCCAGUUAAUUAUAAUAAUUCUGACAUUCAGUCAUAUUUCAAAGAUUUUGAUACAAUUAUUAAUGAGACAGAAAAGUCAAAAUUCUUUAUUUUGUCAUCGGAAGCUGGAUCUGGCAAAACAUUUACAUUUGUACAAUUUGCAUUAAAGAUUAAAAAGAUGUAUCCAAACCGAUGGGUUUCAUACAUUAAUCUUCGUGAUCAUGCAAAUAUCUUUGAUGCAAUGAAAGGUAAAGUCAGAUCUAAAGAUGAUCUACUAGAAUUGCUCCAAAAGCUCCUCAGUGUUGAUACUAGAAAUGCAUUCGAGUUUCAAUUGUUUAAAGAUCGAUUUAUGUUGGGAAAAAUUGUUUUACUUUGGGAUGGGUUCGAUGUGAUUGUACCAGAGUAUGAUGAUUUUAUCCUAGAAGUUCUUAGAUUAAUCAAAUUAAAUACUAGCAUUCCGCAAUACAUAUCUACAAGGAAAAUUUACUCUACAAUUCUAAAGAAUCAUUUGGAAAUAAUUAGUCAUGUUUUGGUGCCACUUGACAGACAGUUACAGAAUGAAUUUUUACGAAAACUUUUAAUUUCUAAAAAUGUCAAUGAGUCAACAAUAUCAUCUAAAAUUGGGCAUAUUACACAAAUAUUCAAUCCGAUUGUAAGUAGUAAUCAAGCACUUGAUCGAUCAUCUCGAGAGCUUAAUACGCCAUCAAUGCUAAUUAUAACUGCUGAUAUUAGUGAAGAAAAAGAUUUUAAAAAUAAUCCAAAUUUAUAUUAUAUCUUUGGAAAAUUCAUAGAAAAGAAAUUUGACUCGUUUACUAAUUCAUCGGCAAGUAUUAAGACUGCCUUAUUAAGUUCUGGUAAAUUCACACUAACACAAUUUCAUCAAAAAUAUGCACUUAAAAGUAUAUUUCUGUUUGUGUCUUUCAAAAUGAAAAUCAACAGAUUACAAAUUAUGAAAAUGAAGCUUCCGAAAAAUGUUGGAGCGAAUGACAUAUCGCAAAUUGGAAUUUUGUACUUAACCAAUGAAAAUGAAUUUGAAUUUGCUCAUAAAAGUAUUGCUGAAUUUUACUUUGCUCAAUAUAUUGUUGAUAAUAUUUACAACUCAAAUGAUAUAGAUAAUGAAGCAGAAGUAUCUUUAAGACUUGAAUUGUUCUUUGCUUAUUUGUUGAGUCGAAAUCAGCGGGCUGAAUACAUUACUAUUUUCUUGGAGCAAUUUCUACUUCAGCCUAAUGACGAUAGUCAGUAUAAUUUUAAUUAUAAAAUUUCAUAUUUGAUUAGAACAAAAUUUAAAAGCCGAUUUUUGGAAAUUGUAAAGCAGUCGAACAAGGAGCUUGUUAAGUUUAUGAUUGAUUUUAUCAAGAAAGAUCAUGAGCUACUCACGGAUUUAUUAGGAAUCAAUCAAAUUGAAACAUUUUAUACUUCAAUUUAUAAACCUAGUUUAGAAUCCUGCAUAACCAAACCAGAUUACAUUAGGAGCUUAAUGAUUAAUUAUUUAUCAGAAAAUGAGUAUAAAAGCUUCAUUAAUGGGGUAAAUCAAAGAGGAAUUAAAUUAUUUGGCAUGUUCUAUUGUUACCAAAUAGAUAAAAAAAUAACUAGUAAAGAAUUAUCACUCCAAGAUGAAAUGCUCAAUCAUACUUCAUUCAUCAAUUUUUUUGAUACUCUUAGCUUGACAUUAAAUCAAAAUGAGCAAAUAGAAUUAUAUAAAUCUGCUGUUGAUCCAACUAUAUACUUUGCAAAUCUUUUUAAAAAUGAAAUUUUUACUAAUUUUUCCAUGUCUGAUUAUGAAAGUAUAUGGGAAACAUUGCAAAACCUUUCAAACAACAACACUGUAAUUCUCAAAAAUGCAUUAAGCGAUUCAAUUGCUAUGUGUCUUGAUAAGGAAAUAUUGAACACCGAUGAACUGUUGUCAUUUUUGCUUAAUAAAAUGAAAGAGUUGUUUGAUCCACAGAAAAUUAUUGAUAUAUUUAAGACUAAAAAACUAUUGUUUAGAGCUAUUCGGAAGUUGAACCAAUUUAAGAAACUUUGGAAUUUUAUUACUGAAAAUUUGAGCAAACCACAGCAAAAAGGAAUCCUUGAAAACAUCUAUGAUAAGGAUAAUGAAGAUUCUGGAUGCUAUUUCAAAAUAUACGAAUUUAACACUUUUACUUUUUGCUUCACUGGAUUUAAAAUCUUUCAUUUUGCAUUACUUGUAGAACAGCAAGAAACAUUCAAUUAUGUUAGAAAAAUUUACGAAGAGCAUUUUAGCAAGCAAGAUUUACAAGAUAUAGCAUUAAGUUCGAUUGAUAUUUAUCUCUACAUGAUCGUAUAUGAAAGUAAAGAAUCCUGCUGCUACUUUGUCUUAUACUUAAAGAACUUAUUUGAAGGAAAUUAUAAAAUUCUUAACAAUUUCUUAAAAGGAAAACAUCAGCAAACAAGCAUCAAUCUGCUUGAAAAUUUCAAAAACUUUAGACCUAUGAAAAUUCCAGAACUAAAAGCAUUUGAAAGCUUAAAGAAUAUUACCGAAAGUCGAGAUAAUUCAACAUAUGAUUAUUGUGAUAAUUUGUUAAAAGAUGUACCUCAGGUUGUUCCUAGUGAUGAUCAAAAGGUUUUGAUAAAGAAGGGAAAAUCUAAAAAUCCAUUCUUGCCAUGAUUAGAGCAAUAAAUCUACUUUUAUAAAUCCUGUUUUUAAACAUCCGAAAAUCAUAUUUUGCUGGUCAAAUUGAAUGUCAGGUGACUUAGGAAAUAUCAGAACAAAUCCUUUAACGAUACAAGGAUAUCAGGACUAUCUGUCAAUUUAGAGGAAGUUUAGUAUGAUAUUGUACACUGUCUGAAUAAUCCUUUUAAACAUCGCUCAUUCAUUCAUUCAUUAAUAAAUAAAAAUAAAAUCAUUAAGGUUAAGGUUUAUAAAAUAAACAUAUUAAAGUGAUAAGUGGAGAAAAUUAUGUUUCAGCAGUUGUCUUUUGCCCUCAAAAAAUGUAAAUAAAUUUUAAAAACGAAAACUUAUAUUUUAUGACAAUACUUUGAGCAUUAAUUUCUUUUUUAAGUAUUCUUGAAAUAUUUCAGGUCUCUUCAUGGAAAAAUCCUUCAGGCAAAAGCUGUGUCUUG
This is a messenger RNA of Chironomus riparius, 5545 nucleotides long. The record is from the annotation of a GenBank genome assembly. NCBI's taxonomy places the organism in Eukaryota, Metazoa, Arthropoda, Insecta, Diptera, Chironomidae.